AAGUUCACUACUUAAUGUAUCGAGCAGCUCUUAGUAUUUAGAUAUUUCAAAUUCAUUUGACAAUAUUUUUUUGUUAAGUCACUUUUUCACCUCAAUUUCAAAUUCUAUCGGGUUUUAAAUUAAAAUUUCCUUUUGUGACAAUUUUGCCGAAAAUGUUUCCAAUGAAAAGUCGAGUGAUUUACACCCUUCUAAUUCUUACUACAUUCUCGGCUCAAUUAUGUUCAGCGGGCAGGUUUGAUUUUUCCAAUUUUUCCCGUAAUGGGCAAACUAUCACUGAUGGAGACAUUAACCGGCUUUCUGGAGGCAUGGAUAACAACUUCAAUAAUCUUUUCAAUGGAGAGGGCGAAAAAAAUGCGAUUCUAGGAGUAUUAUCGGAUAUCAUGGGGAAUGGAGACUCAAUAUCCAAGGAAGAAUUUGGAAGAAACCCCAUACAACGAUUGUUCAACAACAAACUGGCUUACGAACGUGCUCUCCUGAGACAACAAAUGGAAGCAGUCCGUCAAGCUAGGAGAACCAAAUGAUUCUAAUCAAAAGUUGAUUCUGCUCUUUCCUGAGUAAUGCAUUCAGAAUAAAUAAAACUGAAUCUUUAUCUGAA
Messenger RNA from Nilaparvata lugens (brown planthopper), 595 nucleotides. RefSeq lists its product as uncharacterized. The record is from RefSeq and is a predicted model, not a curated record. Bases 153 to 521 code for a protein of 122 amino acids. Lineage: Eukaryota; Metazoa; Arthropoda; Insecta; Hemiptera; Delphacidae. The transcript has 5 exons.